AUGCCGGGUGGGGGUGCGGGCGGCCCGCGGGACCGGGACGGGUCCGGCCCGGGCAGCUCCGCCCGCGGGGCCGCCUCCGCCGCCUGCCCCUGGGGCUGCACGCCCGGCCCCGGCGGCUGGAGCGGCGCGCCCUUCUGCCCUUGGCACCGCCUGUCCGGCCUCGGCGACCUCCCGGUGCUGCCGCAGGGCCCCUCCCAGACGGUGAUCCAGUACGAGGGGGGGGAGGUGUGUCUGCUCUGGGACGACGGCCCCAGGCUGGAGGAUUUCUACCAGCUGGGGGAUGACGACGAGGACGAGUCUGACACAGAUUACGAGGAGCGGGAUGAGUUUUGGGACGUUCCCCUCGUGGAGCGGCCCCGGCCCUACAGCUACUGCGGCUUCCGCAAAUCCUUCUUGUGCGCGGAGCCGCCCCUGCCGCAGCCCCCCCGAGCCCCCCCGAGCCCUCUGGAGGUGCGGCUGGACCAGCUGCCCACACCCCGCUGGGCCCGGCUCACGGCAGAGGAGGCGGAGAGGAACGCGCAGGAGCUGGUAGCGGAGGAGGAGCGGGUGAAGAGGAAAGCAGAGAAAAAAAAGCUGAAGAAGAAGAAGCAAAAAGACCGGAAAAAACGGGAGAAACUGGGUCAAGAGCAGAAGAACAAGGAGAACACUGACCCAAGUCCCCCGGCCCCGAGCGGCCUCGCGGGCACUGGGCCCCCCCAGGAUGGUGCUGAGGAGGAGGGGGAGUGCACAGACCCCUCCUCACACCCUGGGAACUCCACAGCCCCACCAGAGGACACAGAGGGAGCAGAGGAGGAGCUGGACCUGAGCUGCACCUUCGUCUGCAAAGCGCGGGAGAAGGCGGGGGUUCGGCUGCCCACCCCGGGCAGGGAGCGGCCCCCCGGCACAGGGGACACAGAGCCAGGCAGGAGGGCACUGGAGAAGGGCAGUGGGGAGGGCCCUGCCCCCCCCCGGGUCCCCCAGCCCCCCGGCCCCAGUGCGGUGGAGCAGAGCCUGAUGCUGGCAGGCCGUGGGAUCGCUGCAGCCCAGGCGGGCCGGCACGACGAGGCCGUUCGGGCCUUCAGCGCUGCCCUGAAGCUGAACCCCCGGGAGCACCGGCUCCUGGGGAACCGCUCGUACUGCCUGGAGAAGCUGGGCCGAUAUGAGGAGGCUCUGGGGGACGCGGAGGCGGCACUGGGGCUGCAGCCGGGCUGGCCCAAGGGCUCCUUCCGCAAGGGCAAGGCCCUGCGGGGGCUGCAGCGCUACGCCGAGGCCGCGCGCACCUUCGAGGAGCUGCUGCUGCGGGACGGGGCCCACGCUGAGGCCGCUGCACAGCUGGAGGCCUGCCGGGCCCUGCUGCGGCAGCACAGCCGCCCUGGGGGGGUCCCCGUGUCCCCUUUCCUGCCUGAGACCAAGGAGCCACCGCUUCUCCCCGGGGGGUGGGCGAGCGGGAGCUGCCAGCAGACAGGUGGUGGUGGGGGGAGCACGGGAACCCCCACGAGAGACCGAGGACAGGGACCUGCCACGGCUGCCAGCCACCUGACACUGCCACCGAGCCACCCUGCCAGGGACUGCUUCCCGCUCUGGGUGGGCAACGUCACCCCCCAAAUCAGCGAGAAGGUGCUGCGCCGCACCUUCGGCCGGUUCGGGGAGAUCCACUCGGUGCGGAUGCUCCCGGGCCGGCGCUGCGCCUUCAUCAACUUCUGCGGGAAGGCGGCGGCGGAGGCGGCCUUUGGGGCCAUGCAGGGUGCCACCGUGGAGGGCAGCGAGCUGGUGCUGCAGCUCAAGCACCCGUCCCACGCCACGCCGGCCCCCCUGCCCCGUGCCAGGGGGGGUCCUGCCCCCGGGGGGCUGCUCAGAUGACCCUGCUCUGUCGGGGGGGGGCUGCCGGGGCCCCCCUGCACCUGCCUGUACCUGCCUGUACCUGCCUGUGCCUUGUCCCCGCGCUGGGGGUGAGUGUCCCCCCUCCUGCCUUGGGGGGGUCGGGGCCCCCCUGCAGCCCCUCGUGCCUGGGGGGGUGGGCCCGGGCUGAUCCCCGCGGCCCCUCAGGGAUUUGUUACCUGUUUGGGUUUUAUAAUAAAACUGGGACUGUUGUCCUUC
Molecule: messenger RNA, 2076 nt
Organism: Chiroxiphia lanceolata (lance-tailed manakin)
Lineage: Eukaryota; Metazoa; Chordata; Aves; Passeriformes; Pipridae
Gene: TTC31
Product: tetratricopeptide repeat domain 31
Exons: 15
Coding region: 1-1839 (612 amino acids)
Molecular function (GO): protein binding; RNA binding
Source: RefSeq, a predicted model, not a curated record